Messenger RNA from Anopheles stephensi (Asian malaria mosquito), 770 nucleotides. RefSeq lists its product as uncharacterized. The transcript has 4 exons. Lineage: Eukaryota; Metazoa; Arthropoda; Insecta; Diptera; Culicidae. The record is from RefSeq and is a predicted model, not a curated record. The coding region runs from base 99 to 644 and encodes 181 amino acids.
UAUCAUAACACCGACAACUAUAAAUUCACUGGCUACCGGUACCGUUCGUUGCAGAGUUUGUUUUUCGUGCAGUUCGAUACGAUACGUUCGGUCCGAGAAUGUUUAAACACUGUGCUGUCUUAGUGCUGAUGGUGCAGCUGAUCGAUAGGUCAGCCGCCGUCGUACGGUUCGAGAAUCUCAAGUACGAGCUGAACAAGGACUACAUGCACGGCAACAUAUUCAUCAAGAGUCAGAACGAUAAGUACUCGUUCGGUGCAGAUGUUGAGUUGGCAAAGAAAAUCGAGGGCAGUGUCAUCGUGACACCGCAUCUGCAGCAUUUGAUUAAGGGCGAGUACCACACGAUGGUGAACAUCGAUCUGGACACGUGUAAGGUCGAUCCGGUCAUGUCGGAAAAUCCGAUCGUACGCACAAUCGCGAAAGAGUCAACCAAGUUCAUCAAUUUUUCGCUCAUGUGCCCGUACAACCCGGGCCGGUAUUUGCUGAACGACUUUACGCUCGACUCGGAAAGCCCACUGCUCAAGCUGAUCCCGAACGGCAAGUACAAGAUGCAGCUGAAGGCUACCCAUCAUCCGACACCGGAUGCAACGCCGACCAUGCUGUUUGAGUACUCGAUUGAUUUCGAGCUGUUCGCUGCCACAAGUUAGAGCGAGUUAUGGUGAUGAAGAUUCAAUAUCUCCAUCAUGGUUCGAGCGGCGUCACUUACUUGUUGUUUGUCCUUUAUACAGUUUUUACCCAAUAAACCCCUUGCAAAAUGUGUAACAGAACAGAAA